Molecule: messenger RNA, 771 nt
Organism: Camelina sativa (false flax)
Lineage: Eukaryota; Viridiplantae; Streptophyta; Magnoliopsida; Brassicales; Brassicaceae
Source: RefSeq, a predicted model, not a curated record
UACGAUAGAGCCGCUCUUUCGAUGAGAGGCACUCAAGCUCGAACCAACUUCGUAUACACUCCAACUGAUGUUCACACUAUUCUCACAAACCCUAAUCUCCAUUCUCUCAUCGUCUCUCCUUAUAAUAACAACCAAUCUUUCUUACCAAACUCUUCUCCACAGUUUGUCAUCGAUCAUCAUCCUCAUUAUCAAAACUAUCACCAACCACAACAAAAUAAACACACUGUCGCCCAAACCGUCUCACCCGCUGCUUCUUUCAAAACGCCAGUUCGUCAUCAAAGCGCGGAUAUUCAAGCGUUUGGUAAUAGUCCUCAAAACUCUUCUUCUAACGGCUCUUUAUCUUCAUCUCUAGACGAAGAAAACAACUUCUUCUUCUCCUUAACAAACGAAGAACAUAAUCACUCCAAUAACAACUCGGGUUACUUGGACUGCAUUGUCCCAAACCACUGCCUUAAACCACCUCCGGAAGCCACCACCACCCAAAAUCAAGCCGGAGCUAGUUUCACAACUCUGGAAGCAAGUAAAGCCUUUGAAUCAUACGGAGGGUUUAGUAAUAGCUACUUCGAAGAAGGUGAGAUGAUGAUGCUGAAUCAUCAUGAGUUUGGUUCAUGUGAUCUUUCUGCCAUGAUCACUAACUAUGGUGCUGCUGCUGCUGCUUCAAUGUCGUUGGAAGAUUACGCGAUAACUGAGCCACAAGAUUUAUCUUCUUCUUCUCUCGCUGCUUUUGGAGAUGUUGUUGCAGACACUACAGGCUUCUACUCAGUCUUUUAG